UCACCACCACCUCCCGUGCACACCUCCACCCCCGUCCCUCGCCCCACUAUGCCGUCCCUCGCCCGCACCGGUCUCGUCGCGCUCGUCGCCGCGGCCAAGCUCGCCCUCGCCCAGGACGACGUCUCGUCCUCGCAGUUCUGGCAUGAGCGCUACCACGGCCUCCUCUCGAUGGCCGCCUACAACUCGGACCCGACCACCGCCUGCGCCCAGACGUUCGACCAGGCUGCACUGGAGAGCUCGUUCCCUGGCUCGACCGCCGCUCCCUGGACCUACGUGCAGGGAUUCGGCCCGACCGUCAGCGGUGGCGAGGGCUUCGUCGCCGUCAUUCCCGAGAUGGACAAGGUUGUCAUGGUCUUCAAGGGCAUGUUCGGCUGGGAGUCGACCUUCAACCAGUCGACCGUUGACGUCGGCCAGCUCUUCUACAUCGGCGACAGCUGCCAGAACUGCACGGCGCACGCUGCGGCGACCCAGGCCUACAUCGAGGCCAAGGAGAUCACCAACGACUGGGAGCUCGUCAAGUACUACGUCAACACGACCGGCGCGCAGUGGUCCAUCACCGGACACGGCUUCGGCGGCAUGGUCGCCCAGGUCGCCUCGCUCGACCUCGGCUGGCGCGGCCUGUCGCACUGGACGCACAACCACGGUGCCGCCCGCGUCUUCAACCCGGCCGCUGCGACGCUCAUGAACAGCCUGUACGGCGGCGAGGCGGGCCAGCGUGUCAUCGCCAACGACGACCCGGUCCCGACCUACAUCCCCGAGUCGGACGACUACACGUUCGCCCUCCAGGGCUUCCACAUCCUCGGCAACGGCACGAGCAACGCGACUUACGGCUACGACUUCACCGUCUGCAACGACCCGAGCGACGAGGCGUGCCACGGUACUGCUAGCGGCCCGAUCGACGACCACCUCUCGUACUACACGCCGAUCGGCCAGUGCGGCAAGCCCUACUACGGCACCAACGACACUGUCGCCGAGGCGUACCUCGCGACUGCCUCGUCGGCCUUCUACGCGACCGCCACCUCGACUUUCACUACCCCUUCCUCGACUCCUGUUACCUCGACUACGUCCGAGGUUCCCUCUUCCUCCUCCGCCGCCGCCGAGGUGAGCGCGACCGUCUCGGCCGGCGCCGUUGCUGCCGACGCCGCCGCAUCGGGCGCGACGACGUCCAACACGGCCAACGACGCCAACGGCGCGUCGGCCGUCGGCGUUGCCGGCUCGCUCGUGGCCCUCGUCGGCGCCGCAUCUGCCUUCCUCGCCUAGACGCCCCUCCCCCUACCUUGUCCAGUUCCCCUCUCUUCCACCAGUCGCUCCUUCUCCCUACCCGUGCAUGCAAGGACACUCCCCGCCGUUUUCGUGAUCUAGAUUUCCUCCCUCUCUCUCUCUCUCUUUCGGUCUUCCCGCAACACUCGUUUUCUGCCCAGCACACGCGCAAGCUAUACCUUAUGCCUUCCCUGCCCUCCUCUAGCGUUCCCCCCCUGCACACACACUUUGGCCGUCUC
Messenger RNA from Rhodotorula graminis WP1, 1499 nucleotides. RefSeq lists its product as uncharacterized. The coding region runs from base 49 to 1260 and encodes 403 amino acids. Gene Ontology annotation, biological process: lipid metabolic process. The record is from RefSeq and is a predicted model, not a curated record. Lineage: Eukaryota; Fungi; Basidiomycota; Microbotryomycetes; Sporidiobolales; Sporidiobolaceae. The transcript has 13 exons.